AUGGAAAAGAGGAGGAAGAACCGAGAUGGUGCCAGCGCCAAGGACGAUGUAAUGGGUAGAUUGAUGACGUUGAAGGAUGAUGAAGGGAAGCCAUUAAAGGACAUUGAGGUGCUUGAUAACAUUGUUAGCCUUGUUGUGGCAGGCUACGAAUCCACUUCCCUUUCAAUAAUGUGGGCCCUCUAUUAUCUUGAACCUGCAAAGCCUGGAGCAUACCUAGCAUUUGGCGGGGGAGCAAGAAUUUGGGCUGGAAACAUGCUUGCUCACUAG
Molecule: messenger RNA, 267 nt
Organism: Ilex paraguariensis (yerba mate)
Lineage: Eukaryota; Viridiplantae; Streptophyta; Magnoliopsida; Aquifoliales; Aquifoliaceae
Source: the annotation of a GenBank genome assembly